This is a messenger RNA of Gracilinanus agilis (Agile Gracile Mouse Opossum), 2142 nucleotides long. RefSeq names its product actin filament associated protein 1 (gene AFAP1). The record is from RefSeq and is a predicted model, not a curated record. Bases 1 to 2064 code for a protein of 687 amino acids. The transcript has 16 exons. Gene Ontology annotation, cellular component: cytosol. Gene Ontology annotation, molecular function: SH2 domain binding; SH3 domain binding. Lineage: Eukaryota; Metazoa; Chordata; Mammalia; Didelphimorphia; Didelphidae.
AUGGAAGAGUUAAUUGUUGAGCUGCGCCUAUUCCUAGAAUUAUUGGACCAUGAGUACCUAACAUCAACGGUGAGGGAGAAGAAGGCAGCGAUAACCAACAUCCUCCUGAGAAUACAGUCAUCAAAAGGCUUUGAAGUAAAAGACCAUGUCCAGAAGCAAGAAGUUACCAACAGUCUGCCGGCUCCACCGCAGAUGCCGCUGCCCGAGAUCCCUCAGCAGUGGCUGCCACCAGACAGUGGGCCUCCACCAUUACCAACAUCUUCUCUCCCAGAAGGCUAUUAUGAAGAAGCUGUGCCACUGAGUCCUGGAAAAGCUCCUGAGUAUAUUACUUCAAGGAUCUUCAAGCAGUGGAUAGAUGAUAUAGAAAGAAUUCUUAGUCAGUGCUACAAAAGUUCCAAGGACCAGCAGCCUCACAUGGAACUGCCACUCCAUGGAUGUAACAUCACCUAUAUCCCCAAAGAUAGCAAGAAGAAGAAGCAUGAACUGAAAAUCACACAUCAAGGCACUGAUGCCCUUGUCCUGGCUGUUCAGAGCAAGGAACAAGCAGAGCAGUGGCUUAAGGUUAUAAGAGAAGUCUACAACAAUUGCAGUGGUGUGGUAGAUUCGGAUGGGCCGUCUUCUAGUUCCCCAGUGCACAAGACAGAGCUAGAGAAGAAACUGUCAUCAGAGAGGCCGAGUUCAGAUGGAGAAGGUGGCGCAGAAAAUGGAAUUACCAUGUGCAAUGGAAAAGAACAAGUUAAGAGGAAAAAAAGUUCAAAGUCAGAAGCCAAGGGAACAGUGACGAAAGUCACUGGGAAAAAGAUUACCAAGAUCAUUGGUCUAGGAAAGAAAAAGCCAUCAACUGAUGAACAGACCUCGUCGGCUGAGGAAGAUGUACCCACCUGUGGGUAUCUAACUGUCCUCUCGAAUAACCGCUGGCGUGAGCGUUGGUGCCGAGUGAAAGACAACAAGCUCAUCUUCCACAAGGACAGAACGGACCUGAAGAACCAUAUUGUUUCCAUUCCUCUCCGGGGCUGUGAAGUGAUUCCAGGCUUGGAUUCCAAACACCCCUUGACAUUCCGUUUGCUUCGAAAUGGGCAGGAGGUGGCAGUACUAGAGGCUUCAUCCUCUGAAGACAUGGGUCGAUGGAUUGGAAUCUUAUUGGCUGAAACGGGGUCAUCCACUGAUCCUGGAGCACUUCAUUAUGAUUAUAUUGAUGUGGAGAUGACUGCAAAUGUUAUCCAAACAGCCAAACAGACAUUCUGCUUUAUGAACAGACGUGGUAUCUCUACAAAUCCCUAUCUCGGCAGUGCCUCCAAUGGAUAUGCCCACCCCAGUGGGAUGGCACUUCAUUAUGAUGAUGUCCCUUGCAUAAAUGGAUCGUGGGAACAAGAAGAUGCCUUUCAGACUUCCCGUAGCAGGAUCUUGGGAGAAGAAGUGCUUUAUGAUAACGCGGGGCUGUAUGAUAACUUGCCGUCUCCAAAAAUCUUUGCCCGCUACCCACCUACUGAACGAAAGGCUUCUAGAUUAUCUACUGACAAACUGUCUUCUAACCAUUACAAACAUCCUGUCUCCUCCAAUCUGUCUUCUGCUCAGUCUGUUACUAAUACCUCUUCGGUGGGGAGGGGAUCUGUCGGUCAGAACUCUCAGUUCACAGCUUUGUAUCCCUUUCCUUUUAUGAUCCUCACCACAACCAUGAGAAGAAGGAAGACCCAAGUUAUUCUAGAAGAUAAACUGAAGAAACUGGAGGAGGAAUGUAAACAGAAGGAGACAGAACGAGUCAAUCUGGAAUUGGAGCUGACAGAGGUCAAAGAAAGCCUCAAGAAAGCCUUGGCAGGGGGAAUCACACUGGGUCUAGCCAUUGAGCCAAAAUCAGGAACCUCAAGCCCCCAGUCUCCAAUUUUUAGGCACAGAACUCUGGAAAACUCUCCUAUCUCAAGUUGUGAUACCAGCGACACUGAAUGUUCCAUGCCGGUGAACAGUGCGGCAGUUCUGAAGCGACAUCCACCGACAUCUGGCAACUCUCCUUGCCGGGGUCAUGUCCUUAGGAAGGCAAAGGAAUGGGAAUUGAAAAAUGGGACAUAAAGAGAACGAUGGAAAAUGUACAUACCUUCUAGAAGGCCUUAUACCCUCUCAACCAAGACUCAUAUGACAGGAGACUCA